Messenger RNA from Chiloscyllium plagiosum (whitespotted bambooshark), 5352 nucleotides. RefSeq names its product ring finger protein 146 (gene rnf146). The record is from RefSeq and is a predicted model, not a curated record. Gene Ontology annotation, cellular component: cytoplasm; nucleus. Gene Ontology annotation, biological process: Wnt signaling pathway; ubiquitin-dependent protein catabolic process. Lineage: Eukaryota; Metazoa; Chordata; Chondrichthyes; Orectolobiformes; Hemiscylliidae. Gene Ontology annotation, molecular function: zinc ion binding; poly-ADP-D-ribose binding; ubiquitin protein ligase activity.
AUGCUUGCUUCAAAGAUAAAUAGAUUAAUUGUUCACCUUUUAUGGUUUGCCGAUAGCAAUUUCUGACGUGUAAACGUCUGAAGAAAGUAUUGAGAACAUGAAUAAAGAUUAUUGAAAUGUGGCACUGAGAGUUCUUUCUACAGAAAAUGCUAAUACAUUACUGAAUUAUACUGCCAAAACAAUAGCUUAAAAGGCAGAGGAUGCCAUGCUUGAACUAUCUAUUAGACUGAGCAGAUCAUACUUUGAAUACUACAUAUACCUGGUCACUGAGGUGUAAAGAACUUCAGAUGCCAGAAUACGUAGAGAAGAGCUGCAUGGCUGAUUCAUAGUAAUGGAGGACUGAGUCAGUGAUGAAGAAAGACUGGAGAAAUUUUGGCUUUUAGGUUUUAAGAAAUGUCAAUUGAAAAAUUAUAUGUAUGUAAAGUAGUAAACUGGUGCAACUGACUGAUCAGAACGUGAUGACAGUUAAUUUUAUAUAAAACAGGAUUCGUGUACAACCUUUCUUUCAGGUUGUCCCUAAUAAUAGCACGCUAAAAGCAGAAUUGCAUGUUAUAACUCAAGCCUUAAUAAAAUGUAUGAGAUACUGACCAAUGUGACUCUUGAUACAUUGGGCUAGAAUCUAGAGCCAAUCCUAAUAUACUUGUUGUAUGCUAACUAAAUUAGACCUAAAAUGCUAAGUGACUUAAAGCAUUCACUUCCCUUCUAAUGAGAAGUUAUAUUACUUUUUAUAGUUUUAUUGUUUACUUACCUGCGUUAUAUAUUAAAAACAUCAAAAGUUAUGAAAGGUGCUUCACAGGUGUGAAGAAAAGCCAGAUGAUUAACCAGAGAAGCUGAAGGCUUUUAGUCAGAGGUGAAUUUUAAAAAGGUUAUUAAAGGGGCCAAAGAAAAUACAGGUUGAAAGAGCAAAUCCCCAUGAGCAGCUGAAGGCCCAGGUGGGUGCCAAAGGUAAGAAAAUGGCAAGAAGGGAUUGAUAGUAGUCAUGAAGAUUGGGGGGAAACUAGGGAUGUGGUAAUAGGACUGUGAAAUGAUAGAGAGGAGUUUAAGAUGUACAGGGAUUUGAUGAAAAGGAUGAGAAGUGUUGGUGUAUUUUUUCUCUCUGUCUGAACUCUGAGCAAUCUUCCUCGGAUAUGGUCUUUGUUAUAAAUGCCUGUGUUUGGGUAUAUAUGAUGGAAAUGACUAGAAAUUAGAGAGGACAGAGCGAUGGCAAUUGGAAUUUGAUGUGACGAAAACUAGAACUUUUAACCAUAUGUAAGUUACAGCACCUUAGCCAAAUUGCCUUUUUUCUCAGUAGGUUUCUCCUUUAUAAUCAAGUUCUCUUGCACUUUUUUUUUGAGUUAAUGAUAAAGUCAAUCGUCAUAGCAGCUAUCUGUUCCAGGUGUAUAAUAACAAAAUAGUCUGUAAAUAUCUUUGUUACAUUAAAUUAUAUGAUUUUCUUCUAACUUGCCUUUUUUUUUUCAUAUUUUUAGAGAGUCUGCGGAGUCAGACGUUUGGGGAGGUUUAGCAACAUCUUUGAUGCCAUUGAUCUCUGCAGGAACUUGCAGCAAGAAUCUGUAACUGGAUCCACAGUUCUGUUAAAUGGCUGGCUGUGGGGAUGUCGAUCAUGCAUCAAACAUGAUUCCAGGAGGAAGGAAGUUAAAUGAGUCUUGCUCAAACAUAGCACCUUCUCUGACUGUACCGGAAUGUGCUAUCUGUCUUCAGACUUGUGUUCAUCCUGUUAAACUGCCAUGCAAACAUAUCUUUUGUUUCUUGUGUGUGAAAGGAGCAUCUUGGCAAAGCAGACGGUGUGCACUGUGUCGUCAGGAAAUUCCUGAGGAGUUUCUAGACAAACCAGCUUUGCUGUCCCCUGAAGAGCUCAAAGCAGCAAGCCGAGGAAAUGGGGAGUAUGCUUGGUACUAUGAAGGCACAAAUGGCUGGUGGCAAUACGAUGAACGCACAAGUAUAGAGCUGGAAGAUGCUCAUUUGAAAGGCAAAAAGACAAUUGAAAUGCUCAUUGCUGGGUAUUUGUAUGUUGCGGACCUGGAGAACAUGAUUCAGUUUAGACGUAAUGAGCAUGGUCGCCGCAGAAAGAUGAAACGAGACAUAGCAGAUAUUCCCAAGAAGGGAGUGGCGGGUCUUCGUUUAGACUGCGAUUCUAGUGGAUUAACUUCAGAAAGAGAUAAUUCAGCAGAUGGAGCAGUUAGUCUUGCUAAUGCUGGAUCUGUAUCCAUACAGCCUACUGCUCCCAUUAUGAGGCCGACAGUUAGACAAGCAACUUCAUUAGUUGAUCAGCCAGUAAGUCCAAUAACUCCUUCACCAGAUGCAAAUGUUUUGCUUGUGAACUCCCUUGCACAGUUGCAAAUAAGUGGCCAAAACUUGACCAGGAGUCAUAGGGGAGAAGGCGAAGAGCAAUAUGUAGCUUCUGUAAGUAGAGUUUCAACUGCACAGCAUGCAGCCAGUAUGUCUUAUGAUAACACUGAGUCUGCAACAAGUUCUGAUACAGAGGAUGAGAACACCAGUCAGCAUCAUGAGUCUCCAACUUCCAACCACAACAGGCAAAGACUUGCUUAUCUGAAUAAUGAGAUACCAGGAGAGGAGCCAUCUCCAGCAGAAGGGCCGAGCAGCAGCAUCAGAGGCAGGGAGCAGCAACCUGAUGGACAAUGCACUGUAACAGAAGUCUAGAUCUGACAGUUCUCACUUCUAAAAGGAACAAAUGUUAACGCUUGCAAGAUUAAGGGCAACUGAGGAAUGUAGAAUUUCUCAACCAGAAUUGCACUCAAUUAAAGCUAGAACUAACUUUUAAUUGCUUUACUUCAUCUUGGCGUGAUUGCCAUUUUUGCAAUUUGUAAGUUUCUUUAAUGUAGGAAUUGCACGAUAUUUAUUGUGGUUAUAUUAACUUUAUUUUCAUUGCUUUAAAAUAUUUUAGUGUUGAAUUUCAGAAUGACUCACCCUUUGUGCAUGUUAUAAAAUGUGAAAUCUGAACUCCUUGCAAGCACCAAUUGUGCUGAAGGCUUUUCAUUCUCCUUGGUAUUGUACAGAUGCCUUUUGUGAUUUUUUUUUAAAUUACAUCCAUGUAGAAUUAUCUGGUUCUGUCUGGCAAGUGUUUGACUAGACCUUUUGCUUUGUAUAGCCAAAUUAAGAAUCAUUGUUUUCCUUUUCUCCCUUUUAUUAAGUACAUCACCCUAUUGUAUCAUUGUAAUUGAGGCUGGUAAUAGCUGUACAAGUAACAUUGCCUACAUAGUUGACAUUCAGUGAAGUGUUAGACUAGCAGAAACAAUUAGUUAACUUCAAUUUUACAUUAUUCUGACUAUAGCAAUGGUCAAAAUAAAGCUUAAACAUUUUGUUAAAAGUUGUUGUCACAUUGGUUCUCUGCAUUGCAAACCAAUUAUUUACAAAAGCCAACUUCUAACAGUGAGUUUAGCAACAAUGGAUAACAUGACUUCUGUUCAACAAACUGAUGUAAUUUGAGCAAAGAUCGGUUUUUGCAAUUUGUGACUGCUCAGACUUCCCAGUAAGUUAUUUUGUUACAAAGCUUUAAAAUUGUUAAAUAAUCACUUUUUCUUAAAAUGCAAAUACUAAACUUAAGUCGUUGAGCUAAUCAGGUUUUUUUUUGUAAAUGGUGUAUUCUCCAUCCUGCAGUCUAAUACUUUGAUAUAUUUUGGGUUUAGCCUUGAAACUGUAAGUGUCAUGAACAAUUCCAUAUUCAUGUCCAUCUGGAACAAGAAAUUGUCAUUCCAAAUCUUCCUGUAUAUACUACUUUGAACGCAACUAACUUGUGUUUUAGACAACUAAUGCACCACAAAUUGAGAAUUUAUAUUCAAUUAAUUAAGUAAACCAGCAUUACUGGUGUAAAAAGAAUCUAGUUAAUUGAUGCCUUCGAGGCAAGGAAAUCUUACCACUUUACCUGGUCUGUGUGCUUCCUGACCCACUAUAAUGCGACUGAUUUGAGUGCCCUCUUCUUGCUACUCGGUUGUAUCGAAACUACAGUUGUAAACUCCAGCAGUUCAAGAAAGUGAUUCAGCACUGCUUUCUUGAAGGCAGUUAGAGAUGAAGCAACAAUUAUUGGCCUCACCAGUGUUCACAUUAUAUGAAUAAAUUUUUAAAAAUAAUUAGAUUGAAGUUUCUACCUGCAUGUUUCAAUUGUCAUUGGCACAUCCUGCCCCAUUAUAAGCUAACCAUGAUGGUAACAUUGGAUUCUAAAUUUGUAUUUUUCAAUUUCAGACUUUAAUAUAAACUUGAACCAAACUCCUCCUAAACAGUAUUGUGUGUGCGGGUGUAUAUAAUAUAAAAAAAUCACGACCAUGAAAACUGUCUGUACCAAAUCAUUGCUGAAUUAACACAUGCCGACUUUGAAAUCACAUGGCAUAUUAACAGAAAAACUUAAACAUUAACAUCGUUUGGAGCAAAGAUUCUUUUAGAAUUAAUGCGGCAAUGCAAUUCUUUCUGCUCACUAAUGGGCUUACAUUUCUCUUUCAGAUGUAUCAGAUAGUUGAGUCAAAGUGCUGAUGAGUACAUGUAUCUGAAUAUUUUCUCAUUCCUCUGAGUGAAGACAUUAGGAUAAUUCCCAAACUAAUAAGUGAGUUAUUUUGAAUGUUCAGUGUACUGCAGUGUUUUUUGUUAUAGUAAUUCAUAAGAUUUUAGGAGAUUCCAUUCCGUCAGUUUUGCUUUGGUACGAUGUGUCUGAUAUUGGUGUAACUUGCACAGAUCAUUGAAGUUUCAGUACAUGUGUAAUUCACACAAAACUUUCACUUAAUACCACAGGACUGCCUGAAAGGAUUAAGACACCAGUUUAUUGUCUGAUAUAGGAACGUGAAUGGCCAUUGAGCCUAUUAUACCUUUGCUGAUCUGUGGUCCAAACCUUCCUUUGGUACCUGUGCUUAUCAAAAAGUUAUCCAUUUCAGAUUUAAAGUUAAUCUGACAGUAAUCCAACUGGGGUCUAAUCACAGUUUUGACUUUGACUUCUUGUACUCCUGUCCUCUAGAGUUUUCUUGAUUAUUGUCUUCAUUUGUUUUUGGCAUUUCAGAGAUCCAUGCACUUAACUUCAUAGCAUCUAGAAGAUAUGCUGAUUUAUACUUUUUUAAACCCAAAAUGGAUAACUUCAUACUUUAAAGUCCAUCUGUCAGUUUUGCUUCUCCAAGUGUCAAUAUUCCUUUGCAAUUUUAUGCUGUCAUUUACAUUAUCUGCUGUGCCACCAAAUUGUGUUCAGCAACUUUGGAUGGCUGACUUUCUAUCCUAUUAUCUAAGUCGUUAAUAAAAUAAUGUAUAUGAUCUUUGCUUGCAGUUAUCUUGCAUAUGCUAUGAUUGUGUUUGCAAGUGAAGGUAUUAAGUUCUAGUUUGAAAAUUGUAAAUUUAUAGUAAAACAGUACUUGUACUCCU